Messenger RNA from Aspergillus puulaauensis, 1257 nucleotides. Its product is annotated as lytic polysaccharide monooxygenase auxiliary activity family 9 protein. The record is from RefSeq and is a predicted model, not a curated record. NCBI's taxonomy places the organism in Eukaryota, Fungi, Ascomycota, Eurotiomycetes, Eurotiales, Aspergillaceae. The transcript is spliced from 3 exons. Bases 1 to 1257 code for a protein of 418 amino acids.
AUGCUCUUCUCCCUCCUCGCCCUCGCCCCCCUCGUGGCCGGCCACACCCUCAUGACAACCCUCUAUGUCGACGGCGAGAACCAGGGAGACGGCGUCUGCAUCCGCCAGAACGAUGACCCUGAGAAGGCAACAUUCCCAAUUAGCCCACUGGCCAACGAUGCCAUGGCCUGCGGCUACAACGGCGAAACCGCCAACAAACGAACCUGCCCCAUCUCCCAAAACUCCACGCUCACCUUCAAAUUCCGCGAAUGGCCCGACGGCAGCCAAGGGGGCUCCAUUGACGAAGGCCAUAAGGGGCCCUGCGCCGUCUACAUGAAGCCCGUAGUCGACGCCACAGCCUCUAACAACGCCGCACAGGGAGACGGCUGGUUCAAGAUCUACGAGAACACGUACGACGAAGACGGCGACAGCAAGUGGUGCACGGAGAAACUCAUCGCCAAUAACGGGUUCCUGUCUGUGAAUGUACCCCAGGGGCUCAAGGGUGGUGAUUAUCUCGUCCGCACGGAAUUGUUGGCUCUGCAUGCUGCGCAGGAGGACCCGCCCGACCCGCAGUUCUAUGUUGGUUGUGCGCAGGUGUUCCUGGAUGGGUCUGAAGAUGGCACUGUGCCUGAGGGGGUAACGAUUAAUAAGGAUACGUAUGAUUUGGGGAUCAAGGGGUUGACGUAUAACCUGUAUUCGACGCCGCUGGAGCUGCCGUAUCCGCGCUUUGGGCCGGCGGUUUAUAAACCGGAUGCGAAGGCUGCUUCAGCUGCUAAGGCUGGUUCGGGGGGGAACGCGGUGCAGAAGAAGGGGCUUGAGCCGGAGGGGUGUAUUCUUGUUCGUGAUGACUGGUGUGGGUUUGAGGUGCCGAGUUAUAGUGAUGAGGAGGGAUGCUGGGCGUCCUCCAAGAAUUGCUGGAACCAGACAGACGUGUGCUACGAGACGGCGCCGCCAACGGGCAGCAAGAACUGCAAGAUCUGGGAGAAUAAGUGCAACAAUAUCGAUGACCAGUGCAAUGCUGGCAACUUCAACGGGCCGCCGAACAAGGGCAAGGACCUGACGCCGAAGCUGGAGGGCAUUGAUGGCUCGACUGCUGAGUAUUCUGGCAGUAUCAGCAGCAGUCAGUUUGAGGGUUCCAGCGACGAUUCAAGCAGUGACUCGACUACUACCACCAAAACUACAGCUACAGCUACAGCUACAGCUACAGCAGAUGCUGAUGCCGAUGCUGGCCGAGAGUCCAAGGGAAAAGGCCACUGCAAGGCCAAACGUGCCCACUAG